Molecule: messenger RNA, 516 nt
Organism: Ostreobium quekettii
Lineage: Eukaryota; Viridiplantae; Chlorophyta; Ulvophyceae; Bryopsidales; Ostreobiaceae
Source: the annotation of a GenBank genome assembly
AUGGACGCCGCGGAGAUCGGUGUUGCAGCGGGGCUCAUGUCGCUGCCCGGCGCCGCAAACAGGAGAGUCUGCGUCGCCGCACCUGCAGGCGGCAGGCGGCGCGCAGCAAAGACUGGGCCCUCCUGCGGACGGCCCUGCGGGGGGAGCCUCACGCGGCCAUCGCUGGCACGGGCACCAACGGGUGUCGAGCAGUCCGCACGAGCCGAAGUCGUGGCGAGGGGAAGUCGGGGGGACGGCAGUUUCACAGCAGGGUUUCUGGUCGGCGGGAUCGUCUGUGGUGUAUUGGGCUUUCUGUACGCCCCGCAGAUCUCACGAACUUUGUUGGACGAGCAGCAGCGCCUGAAGUUGCCAAAAUUUUUGGAGGACAAGCCUCCAGUGCCGGUGACCAAGGACGAGCUGGUUCUUCGCGUUGACGAGCUCAAUGCUGCCGUCGACCAGCUGGCAAAGGACCUGGGUGGGAGGGGCGCAGGGGCAGAGAACAGCAAGGACCCCAAGGCCACCGAGGUGACAGCUUGA